Molecule: messenger RNA, 7613 nt
Organism: Osmia lignaria (orchard mason bee)
Lineage: Eukaryota; Metazoa; Arthropoda; Insecta; Hymenoptera; Megachilidae
Source: RefSeq, a predicted model, not a curated record
GUUGUUUAUUGUUAAUUAUGUAUGUCGUAUGUUAUUGAAAUAAUAUUAAUCAUCGAUAGUUCGAUAUUGUAUACGCAAUAUUAAGUCGGAAACUUGGUAUAUUGAAAACGAGGCUUAAGCAUACUUUUUCGGCCAUUUCCGGUUCUGUGUUUUAUGGACGCUUCGUGUUUGCUCGGAGCGUUUAUCGUUUUUUCGUUCGAAGAAUUCAAGUUACAUUUAUUGAAAAAUAAGUAAUUCUCGUUGUAAGAUACUAUUUUUGAUUGUUUGAAAGUAUGUGGUUAGCGUGAUAAAGUAACGAGGAGUUGGUGAAAAUCGUAUGAAAAGAAAUCUUGGCAGUUGUGUAAAUAGCGCGUAGUGGUGCUUGCGCGUACGUUAUGCGCAUUCGCGGACAGAUGAGCGCGGGAUUGUGGUACCCAGACGCGAGGGGAUUGUAGCACGGCUACUUACGCGAAGAGACGUUUAAUGGAGUUCUUGAUGAAGUGACGGGUAACGAAAAAGUAACGUUCUUCGCGCAUUGAUCGUUGAAGUACGUAGAAUUAGCGUUUGGUCCCAAAGGGGCCACAAAAUGGACGGUGUCAAUGUGAAUGGCGGGAACGCCGAUGAGGCGCGCGACAAUCCUAACCUAGAAGCUGGAAGUAUGCCGGAUUUACAGGAAACACAAGAUAAAGUUGAAACAACCAUCAAAGUGGACAGUCAAGAGGUGAAUGGAGAUGUUAAAGGUUCACCAAAAAAGGGUAUGAUACCACAUAUUAGAGAAAAACUAUGUAAGUUCAAGGCCAAUUCAACUAGUAUUAUUGAAAGUGAUACAAUGUUAAAUAUAAAAGGACGCAAGCGAAAGCUUUCGGAGCCCGAUGAUGUUAGUUCAGAGGAGUCAAUGGAAUUCACUGGAUUUGAUAUUCAAGGAGCUAAUGAGUUGCAGCGUGGAAGUUAUGUGUUGAAAAAAUUAAUUGGUAUUGCUGAAGCUGAAGUAGCUGAAGCUCAAUUGGCAAAACGGCUUAGAUAUAGUAUAAAGAAGAAUUAUGAUGGAAGAAAAGAUGACGAACAAGAUUCGGAUGAUAGUAGAAUGCAUAGUUAUGAAUCGGAACAUGGGUUAGAUAUAGACAAAAUAAAAAAAGAAAAAGAAUCUGAUAAAUCUGAAACAGAUUCGAUUGGAAUACCAAAUACUAUGGAGACUGAAUUAGAGGUACAAAAAGCAGAUGGAACUUCGUUUAAAUCAACAAAUUCAUCAUCAGCUACCAGUAGUCCAGCAACAUCUCUAAAGUCUAAAGGAAGCCGUAUUUCGCGUGGAGUUAGUCCAGGAAGUACAAAACAGAAAGCAGCUGUCGAUGUAACAAAUCCAGCGUUCAAAGAACCUUUUAAAUAUGGUUGGAAACGAGAAUUGGUAUUUAGAGCAAGUAGCGAUUCUAGCCUGAAAAGAAUGGCCGAUAUAUAUUACUAUACACCGAAAGGGAAGAAAGUCAGAAGUUUUAGAGAAGUUGCAGAAUUUCUUAAUACUAAAGAGUUAACUAUUGAUAACUUCACAUUUUUCAAAGAACCUCUUGGUCUGGAUGAUCCGGAAAAGGAGAUUAUUCGGGAUGCAAAAAGGAUAAGAGGAUAUGGAUCGGGUACCCCAGGAAGAAGAGGGUAUAAGAAAAGUACUCCUGUAAGGAGGGUUUUAGAAGAACCUUCGUCGAUGCCUGUACCAGUGCCUACAAAAGCUGCUACUAAGUCACCAAAAACUCCAACAACUGGAUUUAAAGUGAAAGUGCCUGCGAAAAAAACUCCGCAAAUAACAGAAAUAAAAUCGCAGUCUGAAGAAAGUGAGAUGCUUCCACCGCAACGGACCACGAGUACAAGGAGAAGUCAACAACUUGUCGAAAAACCACCACCUCCCAAACCUAAAAGACAACUGACGCCCAAAGUUCAAGAACCAUGCAGUAUAAGAUGUUCAACAAGUAUGGGGUUGAUACCAAGCUUACAAUGUCGCGUGUGUCUCUGUUUAUAUCAUCCUGAAUGUGUUGAUGGUAUGGAAUUUACAGGAAGUGACAAUUAUGUUUGUAAGAACUGUCAGCAGGACACUAAUGAAUCUCAGCAAUCUCAAACAAAUCCAUCUUUAACACCUCCUCCAUUGAUACCGAUUAGUAUGCUAGGCGCACAGAGUGCAAAAUCAAAACAUCAAGUAAAUUUAACUCCACCAAAACUUCAGAGAAUUCCGAAAUCUGACGGUGCGGACUCACAAUCGCGAAAUAGUACUAAAGUAACAAAAUCCUCUUCGACGACAUCGUAUUUUCCUUCGAAUUUAGAUAAGAAAGAGAGUAGUUGGUUUCCUCAGACAGAAAAUGAAUUCUUACAAAGUCACGAUGGAACUAUACCAAAACCAGCACAAAAUAUUGCUCUAAUGGGAGGUAAAAGGUAUAUCGUUGUACCAAAAAAUAAUGCUAUGGCUGUUCAGCCAGCUAUAACAGUAAAACCUGACAAAAUUGGUGAUAAACCUCCUGUACUUCAGGAUGGUUCGCUUACCGAUAUAUCAAAUACCGUUGAAAGUUCUAUGCUUACAAAGUCACAUGCUUCUUUAUCAACAAAAUCAUUGAGAAAAGAUAUCCUUGAUAAAUCACCCGAAAAAAGUAUGUCGAAAAAUGUAUCGUAUACCGAAACUGCACCAAAUUCUGAAGUAGAGGAAACAGAAGAAAUGUGCAAUAAUAAUAAUACUAGAACAGAUAUAUUGGCUGAAAAUAAAUCUCAGAAUGAUUUGUCUAAUACGACGACAGAUGUUGCGUUAGAAGCGAAGAAAUCAGUGAAACGUAAAUCACUCGAAAGGAUAACAAAUACAACUAAUAAAAAUGAUCUACCAAAGGUAGAUUCGCAUCAGUCUGUUCUAAGUAAUUUGGGUACAAUUAAAACAAGUAGCAAGAGAAAAAAUCAACAGGAAAUAGAACAUCAACAACAACAUUUUAUGGAUUCGGUGUGUGCCGGUUAUCACGCGUUACUGCGUAUAUUUCAAUAUCUGAAGGUUCAAGAGUUGCUACGCGCUGCAAGAGUUUGUAAAAUGUGGCGAGACUUGGCCGCGCAUCCCUCUUUGUGGAAGACUGUACGAAUGAAAAAUAGUCAAGUAACAGAUUGGGAUGGUUUAGCGGAUACGUUACAAAGACGAGGCACCCAACAUUUAGAUCUCCGGAAGAUGCUUGUAGCAGGGGAAUCUGAUAGCAUUUGGAAAAAGUUUUUGUCAGUAAUACCACGUGUAACUAGCCUGGUCAAGUUAGAAUUGUGUAGAUGCCCUGUGAUGGUUGUCGAAGAAGUUAUUAAAAGCUGUCCCCAAUUAGAAGUACUGAGUGCAAUGUCGAUAAAAUGUGAUUCAUUAAAUUUGGAUUCGAUUGGAAAUUUGAAACGUUGUCAAGAAUUGAGGCUCAAAGCAAUAAGUGGAAUGUCACUACAAGAAGAUCUCACACCUUUACAAGAAUUGACACAAUUAACGCAAUUGAGUUUAACGUCGGUUAAAGAACUAGGAAAGAAGAAAAUCGAUAUUAUACAAGCUUUAGUCAAUUUGGAAGCAUUAGAAUUGGGCGAAUGUUCAGAUUUUCCUGACAAAUUUGGUACAACAGUUUUGAUAAAAUUGCAAAAAUUAGAGCGCCUUAGGCUUGAAAAGGGACAAGGUUCGUGUUGCACGUUUAAUAUUUUAGAAGGCGUGUCGAAAUUACAAAAUUUAAAUCAAAUGGAAUUAGUCAACUUUGACGUGAAAAAUGGUUUCGAUAAAUGUCUGGCCAAUUGUAAAAAUAUUAAAAGGUUAUUGAUAAUACCCACUUACAUAUCUCAAUCGGCGACAUCCAAUAAUAUGGUGCUUGGCGGUGUUACUGAAUUAUCAAAUAAUUUGACACAUUUUGUAUGGGGUGUUACACUCGAAUUACUUAGGGUAACUGAAUUAUUUGUUGAUCAAUGUAAUCUAAUGAGUAAACAAGUUACUGGCGACUCGAUACCAGUAUUGAAACCAGUGCCCUGUUUGAAGUUAAUUGAAGAUGUUGAGGAUGAAAAUGACAAUCAAAAAGGUGAUGAUAAACAACAACCAAAUUUAACAAAUCCUCAAGUAGAUAUAUUACCGUUGCCUCAACUUCAAAAACUUUUGCUAACCGCAUUGCCUAAAACGAGAGUUAAAAUUUUGAAAAUUCCUUUCCAUGCUACGUGGCGACAAAGCAUUUCAGAUACUGCUACGCAAUAGAAGAAGAUGAACUAAAGUGUUUCUGUUACAAAUACUACAAGGAAAAAAGAAGAAUAUUCCGAUACAGGAGGAGAAAUAGAAAUCUUGUAAAUUUGACUCCAUAGUGUCUGCACAAUUUAUUCCAGUACUUGUGAAUUGGAUGAAAAGUAAUUUAAUAUUCAUGUACUAUGUGUUUUUGUAGUUUCUAACAGUUCCCCUUAAAUACCGACGAUACACUCUAUAGUAGUGAAAAAUACUAUUCUAUCUUCAACUCCUUCUUGAAACGUUGUUAAAGAGGGAAUAGUAUUUGAAUGAUAAAAACAGGGGACCACAAAUGCAUUGUGUGCUAUUUUGGAUGACAAGCAAAAUCUAAUGAGGCUGGUAUCCUUGUAUAAAUCAUUUGAACAAAGAAAGUCUUAGCAUUUGUAGACAGCAAUAUUUUUAAUGUGUGUCCGUAAAUUAUUUGGUUAUACUUCAACGUGUAUCAACAUGGAAGAGAAAUUUUUCAUCUAAGAAAAGAAAAAAAAAUACAAUGAAUGUAAAUGUUUUAAGAUAAUUAUUAUAUAAAAUUAAGAUUUACAAAAUCAUCGCGCACAUUUAUUAAAGGGGAUGAAGUAUAGAAUUUUCAGUUUUUACGAAUAUUGAACUUUUACAUUCGAUAGUGAAUUAAAAGAAGAAAUAUUUUUAUUUCAUGAUACAUGAUAAAUUUCGAAGAAGUUUCUAUUGAGGGGUAGCAGUAAAGAACGAAAAAAAAAGUAAAAGAAACGAAAUCAUGUGGUGUAUAAGGCUCUAUUUAGUGGUUAGGCUGUAUAAAUAACGGUUAUACAUUACUUGAAAUACAUGUGUAUCUUUAAAUAUUUAAGAUACGAGUUUUCCGCUGCAAAGAAAUUACGGAGAACCUUGUGGGUAAUGUUGUAGAAUGUGUAAUAUAUUUAUAAUUCUAUACGAUAUAAUAUUAUAAAGAUGUAGUGAUUAAUCUGUACUCGGUACAAAUUGCGUAAUUACGAUAAAUUUCUUAACAAGGAUAUUUAAAUUUUCUGUCGAAUGUUAUAAUUCUUUAUUUUCCUUCCUUCUUUCUUCUGUUUUGUUUUACUUAACAAGUAGGUGUAUGUAUGUACACUGUUAGGACAAUGUCAAAUUAGAUUUCAUACUGAAACAAUAAAGAUGAAGAAUAUUGAAAAAUUGUAAUUAUUCAAAGGGAAGAGUUACGUACAUAAUUUCUGAAUAAUAUUGAAAAAAAUUAAUUUAAGAAGUAAUAUUAGGUAAAUGAAAAAUUUUCAGGUGAUAUUAACUAUUAUAUCAAUUUGUUAUUUAAGUACGUCACGUUUUUCAUCCGCGCAUCGAAUUAGUUGCGUUUUGUAAAAAGUUUUACAAUUAGUUACCUUACUUUGCAGCGUGAAAAUUCUUCUUAUUAUUUUAUUACGUUAUUUUUAAUUGUACACACAAAUGAAAUAAUUUAUAAAAAUUAAGGGGGUUCUAAAGACAUGCUCCUAAUUAACCGAGUUAAAUAUACAAAGUAUCCGAAAAGUGGUAUACGCCGUGAUUACUCUACGUUCUUCACGCUAAAAGAAAUUGGAAAAUCUUAUCAUGUUGCAUUUUUAUAUUCAAAAAUUUGUGAAGUAGUAAAGGAUUUUUAUUUCCAUUCCUUAUACCGUGUAGAAUUUCCAGUUUUCAGGGUGUACGUCAGUCAAAUUGGGAUACAUGGUGUGAGAGAAAAUAUUUUUUACGUUAAAUAUGAAAUGUGAAUAAUACGAAAUUACAUAUACAAAUAUAUAUAUAUAUAUAUAUAAAUAUAUAUUCAUGAUUCUUAGCAUUGAUACGAGUAUUACGAAUAAUUUUAUAUUAAAUCAAUAAAUGUUAAACAAUUAACAGAUCAUUUUUUAAGAACUAUCUUUAAAUCUGUAUACAAAUUUUCAUUUUGUUACGCAUUUCAAUCAUUUCAUUUCUGGAUUUUAACAAUUUUUUAAUUUUUUAAUUUUAUCAGUCAUGAAUACAAUGUAUUCCUGUCCCUCACAGCCUGAUUCAUAUAAUUUAACAUUACCAUUGUCUUAAAAAUGCAAUGUGUAUUUAAACAAAAUUUUCUGUUACAAAUAAGGUGUAUGUAUCUGUAAAUGUAUACAAAUGACAGCAGAGCACUAAAUUUUUAUCUUAUAUUUGUAAAUAAUUGUAUCAUUCGUGUCAUUUUGUUUUAAAACCCCCUUAAUAUAUCUUUAUAGAUAUAACAUAAAGGCAAUAUAAAAAUAUUAAGAAUUUGAUGAAUAUAUCUCCUGUUUAUUUGCAUACUUUGUACAAUACAGAUCUUACAGAAAGGAAAAGUUGUUUCAUUUAUGCUUUAUGCUACUACAAUUUUGUUCGUCAUCAUCAUAUGUAUCUGACAAAUAGUUAAAAAUUUUAAAGAAAUGUACAAAAACAAUACAUUUAAAUUGAGAGAUAUAUAUAUACAUACAUCAUACAUAAAUCAUGCAUACACACAUGUAUAUAAUUAUAAGUGUAUAUUUGUACACAAAAUAUGCAAGACGUAAUAAUUACAGUCGUGAAAUAAAAUUAUUUCUUGUUAUAUUGACAAAACAAUGAAAAUUUAGGGAUGAAGAUGUAGCAACAAAUUUUUGAUUUAGUGUAAUCUUGAAAGUAGGUGAGCUGUAAGAGUUAAAAAUCAAUACGAAAUGUAGUGAAGUUGGUGAUUUGAAGUAGCCAAAUUCUGUUAUUUCGAGGUUAUGUCGUGGAAGAAGAUGUUUCUUGAACGACCAGUUUUCGUUCAUUCUGCGCAUUGCGCAUUGCGCACGUUAGUUUAAAUUGGUUUUAAAUACGUGCUGCAACCAAUAUAACCAGGAGUAAAAGGCAAGCGCACUUGCGUUGUUUUCUAACGCUUGUGUGCACAUACAGCUGUCUUUUAUCUCUUACUAUUUACUACACUUCUACCUUCUACAUACACAAUAAUCUCCUUCGGCUUUUCGUAUAUUUUUGUCCACCAUGUAUACGGUCGUUGGGGUAAAAAGCAAAUGGUAGAGUUUGGUCGAACUGCUCGAAGGAAAUAUGUUCUUUCGUGGAAUCAAGGAUACGUAAGGGAAUAGAGUGGAACAGAUAAAAGUGUAGUGAGGUAAUCCAAAGAUGGACAGAAGAGCAGAGAUAAAUGCCUUGUGUGAAGAACUACUUCGUCGUAAGCACACUUUACGGGGAUUCCUUUUAACGUAGAAUACAUUUGUUGUACAUACAUACAUAGAUAUAUGUAUAUGUAAUUUAACCGUUUGCAUGUUACUUUAAAAUCAUUGUAAAAUGUUACUUAAAAAUAGAUGGCAACGUUACAUUUUGUUACAGUAAUUGAAACUGAACAGAAAUCUUAUAAUUUAACCGGUAAAUUUUUAAUAAUUUCAUGAAUUUUAAAGCGAAGCAGACAGGUAAAGUAGGUGGUGCGCAUAGUUUACUUAACCUCAAGAUCCUUUGAAAA